Molecule: messenger RNA, 1676 nt
Organism: Symsagittifera roscoffensis
Lineage: Eukaryota; Metazoa; Xenacoelomorpha; Acoela; Convolutidae
Product: tubulin beta chain-like
Exons: 1
Coding region: 143-1510 (455 amino acids)
Biological process (GO): mitotic cell cycle; microtubule cytoskeleton organization
Cellular component (GO): cytoplasm; microtubule
Molecular function (GO): GTPase activity; GTP binding; structural constituent of cytoskeleton
Source: RefSeq, a predicted model, not a curated record
UGCAGCGAAGUUGGGCUGUUCAUACUUUACAUCCAAUCAAAUCGGGUUGACUCGUCUGAAAUUUGCGCUCAAAUUUGGUUAACAAAACUACCAUUAAGAGAAAAUUGAACGCGUUGUUUUCGAAUAUUCCGUCGUAUCAAAAAUGAGAGAAAUAGUUCACGUUCAGGUAGGCCAAUGUGGAAACCAAAUUGGAGCGAAGUUCUGGGAACUGAUUACGGAUGAGCACAAUAUCAACAAGGAUGGAGCGUACGCGCCUAGUGAAGGUGACACCGAGGCUGACAAACAACUCAAACUCGAGAGGAUAGAUGUGUACUUCCAGGAAGCUCAGGGAGAUCGGUAUGUUCCCCGUGCGCUCUUGGUCGAUUUAGAACCCGGAUGUCUUGAUCAGAUUCGGGCGGGUCCUAUUGGGGGCUUAUUCCGUCCAGACAACUACAUCCACGCGGCAAGCGGAGCCGGAAAUAACUGGGCGAAAGGUCACUACACAGAAGGCGCCGAGCACGUAGACCUAGUUUUAGAUUGUCUCCGAAAAGAGGCUGAAACCUGUGACUGCAUGCAGGGUUUCCAGCUAUGUCACUCCCUGGGGGGUGGCACUGGAUCUGGAAUGGGCACCUUGUUGGUGUCGAGGAUCCGAGAGGAAUACCCUGACAGGAUAUUCAGUACAUUCUCAGUUGUCCCCUCACCUAGUACUUCAGAUGCUGUUGUAGAACCCUACAAUGCCGUGUUCUCGUUGCACGUUUUGAUUGAUCAAACUGACCAGUCUUAUACCAUUGAUAACGAGGCACUGUAUUCAAUCUGGACUGGACCUCUGAAGAAGCCAAAUCCCACUUAUAGUGAUUUGAAUCACUUGGUGUCUAGAACUAUGAGUGGAGUAACUACUUGUCUUCGAUUCCCUGGACAACUGAAUGCGGAUCUCAGGAAACUGGCGACUAACAUGGUUCCGUUCCCUAGGUCGCAUUUCUUCAUGACUUCGGUCGCGCCUCUGACGAACAGAAGCAACCAAGCGUUCACUGCCCCGACUGUUAGUAACCUUCUGACUCAAAUGUUCGAUGCCAGAACCAUGAUGACAAAGACGGAUCCCAAGCAAGGCAAGUACUUGACUGUUGCGGCAAUGUUCAGGGGUAAGAUGUCAAUGAAAGAAGUCGACGAACAGCUGAUGUUGGCACAGACGAAAAAUAGCAGCUAUUUUGUCGACUGGAUCCCAAACAAUGUCAAAACAGCGGUGUGUAACGUACCCGCUAAGGAUGUUCCAAUGUCUGCAACUUUUAUUUGCAACAACACGUCAAUCAAAAGCAUGUUUCAGAGAAUAUCGGACCAAUUUGAGAAAAUGUUCAAGAAGAAAGCAUAUGUAUUUUUCUACACAAAUGAGGGUAUGGACGAAAUGGAGUUCUGUGAGGCUCAGAAUGACAUGCAGGAUCUGAUCAGUGAGUACCAGAGCUACGAAGAGAUGGUGGCCGGGGAACCCAUGUAUGACGAAGAGCCAGGAGCGGAGCCGGAGGAAGAAUACAGCUAAACAUUAAAAGUGGCAAAUUCAGAGCUGUAAAAUACUGAAUAUAUUGAAAGAACAUUCUCGCAAGGAAUGCACAAGUGUUCCUUGUUCGAACAGUCGAAGAUGAUUCAUUGAGCUUCAAAAUUUUUUAUACAAAUCUUAUUGCUUUAAAAAUAUAUUUUUUAUCUCA